AUGUCUAGCCAAGCGAACGGAAAUGCUCCUUUAAGCUCUGUCACAACGUCUCCGUCAAUUGAGAGAUCUCCACGGAAGAGACCGCGCCCUAAUGACAAAGAGGACGAGUCAAGAGACAGAAAAGUCCCUAGAACUUCCGACGUCUCGCCGACUAGCACAGAUUCGAGACUCCUCGCCUGCCCGUAUUCGAAAUUUGACCCAGCCCGGUAUUCAGAACGCAAUGAGCACGAACAGAACUAUCGAGGGUGCUCAAGCUGUUUUCUCAAAGACAUUCCACGCUUGAAGCAGCAUUUAUAUCGUGUCCAUCGGCGACCUGAGCAUCACUGCCCGACCUGCUUCUCAUCUUUUGACUCGAAAGUCGUCUUGGACGCCCACAUUGUCGAGAGAUCUUGUCGGCAGCGCGUCUCUCCCUUUGAAGAGAAGAUGACCCAAGAUCAACUGAUGGCGAUCAAAAGGCGCGAAAUAGGCCGAAAGCGCUCCGAAGCAUGGUUUGGCAUCUACAAAAUCUUGUUUCCGAACUCGCCGUUGCCACUUGAUCCGUAUGUCGACAGCAUGCAAGCGGCUGCGGUGCAGAACUUUAUUGCUUUUUUUGAACGCGAAGGGCGAGUGGUAUUAGCGUCGGAGAUCAAUCAACGCAUGUUUGGCGUGGCCACUACGCCUGCAGAGCAGGACUUCGUCGACAGGGUCCUCACGGAGUCGAUAAAUGUGCUGCUUCAGCGACUUGAUUCGCGAUUCAGACAACCAUCGUUAUUUGAUACUACAGAUGUGUAA
Molecule: messenger RNA, 771 nt
Organism: Fonsecaea nubica
Lineage: Eukaryota; Fungi; Ascomycota; Eurotiomycetes; Chaetothyriales; Herpotrichiellaceae
Exons: 1
Coding region: 1-771 (256 amino acids)
Source: RefSeq, a predicted model, not a curated record